AUGUCAACUGAACCAGAUAGUCUUCGACGAUCGAAGAGAAACAAAUUCCACUUGGAUGUGGCGGCAAUGCAUCUGGCUAAUCCAGAACGACGACGUGCUCAACAGGGUCGUCUGACGCCGUCGCCUGAUGUCGUUGCUUGUCGUACGUCGUCGUUGAGCCCUGCUGAUAACACCAGUCCGGCAUCGUCGGAACCGUCUGACGAGAAGUCAAGAAGAGUUCGAAGGACGCCGGCAAGAAAUGCAAGCUAUGUGUUCGAGGAUUCAGAUGAUGAUGAUUGCCGGAGAGGUCUGGAAGGUACGAAUUUGUGCGUGAAAUGUCCCGCUCGAUUCGAGACACGUCCAGGACUUGCGAAUCACUUUAAACUCCAUUUUGGUGAGAAGCGAAAAUUCGCGUGCGAAUUAUGCGAUUUCUCGGCGACAACGCCGAAAUCGUUGCGUCUUCAUCAAAAAGUUCAUGACCGUUUUGGUGUGGGCCCAGCGACAUUUUCGGAUCCGCAAGAGAAUCAACCUCAUAUUGAAGGCUUGCACUGUGAGAUGUCCGUUGAAUCUACGUUUGGCCUCAAUUCGUCUCCACCGCAGUUGUCUCCUCCAAUAGUGUACAGUGUGUGUCCAUCACGAAGUCAUACCGAGCUGGUGCCGAAUUCUGAGCAAUCUCAGUCACGACGAGCUGCUCUGACUUGCCCAAUGACCCCUCCGCCAAAUCUGGUUCGAGUCAAUGCAUCGCUUAAUCCCGGUCAGGAGUGCCGCAAAGAACCUCGGAAAUGUCCCGAGUGUCCUUAUUUAGCCAAAACAGCAUCCAGUUUGAAAAUUCAUAACAUCGGUCACGAGAAGCAAUCUGGUUUCCUGUGUCCAUUCUGCACGUUCAAAAGUGAAUCAACUGUGUUCCUUAAGCGACAUGUGGAAGUGCAUGGAUGUUCAUCGUUCACAUGGCCUCCGACUUAUGUUGGUCUGUCACCGUGGAAGUCGCUUUUUGAUCGUAAUAGUGCAUACACUAGAUCCAGAUCAAUAAUGUACAAGGGUUUUCAGAGUUUGUUGUUCCUUCGAUGUGCGUCACAGCAUGCUCCUAUUGGAAGUCCGAUGAGGAGAAAUUUCGUAAAGCCAAAAUUUGAGAUCGUUGACGACUUUAUGCCAAAACUCGAACCACAUCAUGAGAACUUAGAUGAGAAAUGGGACGCACAAAAUGUUAAGUUAGAGGCAGAUGAUAGUAUGAUGAUGGCAAAUGCGGUCUCGUUUUAUGCUGGAAGUGCCAACCAUGUUCCAAAGGGUAACGAGUUUACCUGCGCCCUAUGCCCUUAUACUACCUCAACUCGAUUGACUCUUCAACGACAUGAAACAAAACACCAUGUGAAGGAGAUUUACCAGUGUGCGCAUUGCUCUUUUUCGGGGCGAACUCUCGAGUGUAUCGAGAAGCAUUCGCGACUUCAUCAAAAACUGCCCAUCGACGCUUCAGCUGGGUCGAGUUCGCCGUCUCCUCAGAUUCACUUGCCACCUGUGGUGUUGCUUCCGGUGACUACAGUUCCUUCACUUAUUCCACUAUCGAAUUCUGGAGCAUCUGUGAUAACAGUUUCCCUAACUACCGGACCAGGGGGAGAAAAGAUUGCAUUACCUGCCAGUACUGCUUUACCCAUUACAUUUGCCACUAUUGUCGGAUCAACAAUUGUUCCAUCGUCCUCAAUGGAGUCAGUUACAUCAUAUUCUCAACAACAGCAAACAAAAUGUCCACCACGUCGCUCAGCAACGGAAUCAUCAUUGCGAUUUAUUGGGCAACACCCAACAGACGAUGAGGACUCUUCAUCAACACCUUUGAGUCCAACAUUUGUCGAACUGAAGUGCGACACCGGGUCUGAGUCAUGUUUGGAGGAUCAUAUGAUUGUGCAUAGUGAGUCUAGCAGUGUUGUUGACACAGGUGCUGCUCCUAGCCCUUCACCGUCAGCAGAUCUCUUGCAAAAAUCUUGUAGCGAGAAGUCUGUAAGUCCUGAUUUUCAGGAAACUCCAAUACUUAAUGAGAGGCAAGUGCAUGUUUGUCUUACAGAUCCAUUGAGUUCAUCGACGGAAGUGAGCGCAACUAAAAAUGAUGUGAAGAAUCCAAUAACGGUUAGGCCAGAAUAUGAACAAGCAUUACGCCCUACUAAGGAGGUGCUACCGGUUCUAAAAUGUGAUCGCAAAACUAUAGGUGGCUACCAAUGUUCAGACUGUCCUUUCAUAGAUUCUGAUAAGAUGAUCUUUGAUUUGCAUCGUGAAAUGCACGGUGGUCGAGCCCGUGCAUUCGCUUGUAAUCUUUGUAACUACAGGAAGCGUGGUUUGGGGCGACGUGGUUUCCAACCGUCUGAUCCGAUUCCUCUGGGUGCAAAACACUUUGCUUGUACCCAGUGCUCUUUCCGAACUGUCAAUGAAACAACAUUUGUACAACAUCGACAGCAGCAUGCGCAGCACAUCCAACAGCGCUUAGUAACGCAAAUGAAGAGGGCUGCCUCUCAACAGGAGGAAGACAGUAAACGAUGCUCGAAAGUGAAACGAGUUGCGAGGAAAAGCGACAAACAUGUUGAUUUUGAACAUGCUUGUCUACAAUGCACUUUUCGAUGUGAUACUUCAGUAGCUUUCUCGAGACAUCUUGAAAUGCAUUCCCAAAAUGCUCUUUUCAAAUGCCGAAUUUGUGACUAUUCUGCGAAUACCAAGAAUAUAGUUGAUUACCACGAGCAGAAUCAUCAUCUUGGUCACACACUUACUGAUCUCCGCAAAAGUGCUAUUUUGGCGCCUGAUAUUGUUCAGUUGGAUGUCACCGCUUCGAACGAAGAACGAGCUCGGUUUGGUGGCCAAGAUUUACGAUGCAGAAGAUGUCAUUUUAGUACGUUAGACCUGUCAGCCUAUACAAAACAUUGGGAGCAGAAUCACAGAGAUACACCAGAGGACCGCGAAGUUGCGGGCGAGCUUCGCAUGAAGUUGGUACCGCCAAGUAGUAUUCUGACAACUGCAUAA
Angiostrongylus costaricensis is the source of this 2976-nucleotide messenger RNA. The record is from the annotation of a GenBank genome assembly. NCBI's taxonomy places the organism in Eukaryota, Metazoa, Nematoda, Chromadorea, Rhabditida, Metastrongylidae.